AGAUCAUACCUUCACCAACAAUCGGAGGUAUACAUCCUCGCUUUUUGGAGCGGUCCGGUUCUUGUUCCUUACGUGAUGCUUUUUGAUGUCGAUACCCUGAAAAUCAUGAAUAAUAUUUUGUCAAAAAAAUAUUUUAGACGUUCAAAGUUUUGA
This is a messenger RNA of Acaulospora morrowiae, 153 nucleotides long. NCBI's taxonomy places the organism in Eukaryota, Fungi, Glomeromycota, Glomeromycetes, Diversisporales, Acaulosporaceae. The record is from the annotation of a GenBank genome assembly.